Penaeus vannamei (Pacific white shrimp) is the source of this 2609-nucleotide messenger RNA. NCBI's taxonomy places the organism in Eukaryota, Metazoa, Arthropoda, Malacostraca, Decapoda, Penaeidae. The record is from RefSeq and is a predicted model, not a curated record.
GCCGCCAUGCAGAUUCUCCUCCCGUGCUUCCUCUCCCUGACGGCGGCGCUGUGGGCGGGGCCUCUGACCGCCACACGCCUCCUCCGCGCCGCCUCGGACGCCCACGAUUUGAUUGUCAUUCUCCUGGAUGGGUUCAGAUGGGACUACCUCGACAUCCACAAGCGAGGCGGUUUUCCCGGCUUCGAUAAAUUUCUGGACGACGGCGUGCGGGCGGAAUAUCUGAACCCAACCUACCCGCCGAAUUCCUUCCCAAAUUGGCACACUAUUGUUACAGGCUUAUACCCGGAAAGCCAUGGAAUCGUCGGUAAUUUUAUGUACGACGAAGAGCGAAAUGCUUCGUUUAACCUGAACCAUCUGGAGACGACCUCCGACCCCCUCUGGUGGCAAGAUUCCGAACCACUCUGGAUCACGACGACGAAGUCUGGCUUAGACACGGCGCUUUUCCUGUGGUCGAGGUGCGACGUGCCUUGGGAAGGGAAAAUCCUGCCCAAGUACUGCGUUCCCUUCGAGGAAACGCCCCCCAACACCCAGCUCUUCGUCAAGAACCUGAACCAGGCCGUCGACAUGAUACAGAACGAGGGAUACAAGCUGGCCAUGGUCUACGAGGAGGUGAUCGACACGCAAGGUCACGCUUACGGCCCCACGUCUCCUGAGGUCACCGUGGCCCUCCGAGACGUUGACCUCGCUCUGCAGGGCCUGUGGGAGGAUCUGGCGGCGAGGGACAUGCUCAACACGACGAACGUGGUGGUGCUGAGCGACCACGGGAUGACGGACGCGGGACCGAAGGACAAAAUGCGGCUGGAUCUCGCGCCCUGCCUGGACUACGCGCAGGUUGUGAAGACCACAGAGCACGCGGGCUACAUCAACAUCCUCCCUGCUAAAGGCUACGUAGAGCAGGUGGAGGAGUCGCUGAAAAGCUGCCCGGACGUUUCUGAUAAUGUUGAAGUGGUGAUGAAGGAGAACAUGAAAGAACGUUACCACUACAAGGACCACAGACUCAUCCACGAGAUCAUUGUAUUGCCGAAGCCAGGCUUUUACAUAAAAUCCCCGGAGACGAACUACUCCCUGCCAGAGCGCGAGGGAACAUCCGUGGGACAACACGGCUUCGACCACACCCUCGACCAGACGCCAGACAUGCGGGGAAUCCUGUUCGCUUGGGGCCCGUCCUUCGUCUCAGGCCACAAAUCCGGGGUCGUCGAACAAGUGGACGUAUAUGGCCUGCUGUGCCGCGCCCUUCAGCUGUCGUGCCACGCCUACAAUGGCACAAUGGAACACGUGGAGGACUUCUUCGACACGGGUUCCUCCUCCGGUGCCCCGUUCUCAUCCCAUCCCUCAUAUCUCAUCUACCUUUUCGUCGGUGUUGCCUCAUUCAUCGCCUUAGCUGUGGGCGCCACCAGAGGGCUUGGUUGAGUGACGAUAAACGGGGAUGUUUGAGAGUGGGGAAUGAGGAAGAAUGAGUUGCACGGUGUCUUACAGAGCAUAGUGGCGUAAUUGGAGAUUUUGGGAACCCGAAGGGGGAUUUUCCCUUGAGAGGCGCCCAGGAUUUUUUGGAUUUGCCAAGAAAUGUAUACAUGAUAAAAUGAGAAACAAAGUGGUUAUUUACUUGAACUUGAAAAAGUAAUCAGUUUUCCUGAUAGGAAGACAUUUAUAAUUAAAAUAGAAACAUUUUGGGGUCCCCUACCCUUGAGGGCCCGGAGAUGGUGAAAAAUCGCUCUCAUUCCCAACAACGCCACUGCUAAAGUGUUUGUAAAUGAGUUAAAAACUGUUCGUUGUAUGCCAAAAAAAAGAGUGAAAUAGUGUGUGUUGUGAUAAGUAAUGGGCCAUUAGUUGAUUUUACUCUUAAGCUUAAAGACAUUUUAGUCUGUUUCUGUUCCCCACUCUGAAAGAAAAGUAGAAGAAAAAGUAUUAUAUUUCACUCUGUGUAAUAAUACAGAGAAGUGCUGGUGUCAUUUUAUUACCCACGUGAAACCUGACUGAAUACUUUUACUAGAAUGUUUAGAAAUAGAUUGCAAAACAUUUCAUAUUAACAGUAAAAUUGCAUAAAUUCAGUUUAGGAACCAUUAAUUGGGUUGCUGAUUGUAUGUAUUCAUUCAGUGCAGAAAGAGGAAAUCUAAAUUUCAAAAGGAACAGUAAUUUGUAGUAAACACUCAGGCUUGCUGCAUAUAAUACAGACAAAAUAUUUUUUAAGAUAUUCUGAUGGAUUUUCUAAUAAUACUUGCCAUUAUAUCUGUAUCCAUCAUUUGCAUUUUGUGGGUGAAUUCUUUCACCUCAUUAGUGUUUUGUGUUAUUUUAUAGCAUAAUCUCUCUUUUCUGUCAUUAUGGUCUCAUCUCCAUAUAUUGGGUAACAAUAUCAUUAUUUAUGCUGCAAUUUAAGCAUUACUCUAAGUUUUUGUAAGAGAAAACUAGUUGCAGAUAAAAUUCCAGAUAAAUUGUUUGGACUUUAAACUCCUGCUGUAUGAUCUCAAAUACAAUGAAAUUGGCUUAUCAACUUUGGUUGUUUCCUAAGGUAUGUGUCAUGAGUGGGUACUAAUGCCCUUACAUGCUGUUAUCAUUUACCCAAGCCUGUGAGUAUGAAGUGAAGUCUGAAAUAAAACAAGAUAAAAAUCAAA